GCAACUAGCAGUCGCACUGUCUGCGACUAAAAUGAAGGUUUUGCAACGACACCAUUUAAAGCGCGGAAGCAGACUUCGUUCUGCCCCCGUUCAAAGUUCAGUCCGUCUUUUAUUCCCACUAGCCAUGAGAGGUCCUGAAGCGAAGCUUUUGUGAGAGAGAGAGUAGAGUAUGAUUGUGAUUAAGCGGCUAAAGGAGCAGACCAAAUCCCUUCACAGCUUUAAAUUUCUGCCCAAAUGCUUCACUUUCUCGUCAACCAAACAUCCCUACAAUGUCAACACCCACAACAAUCCUUCCUCAAACCCACAACUCCAUCAAAAUCCUCCUCUCAAAAUCGCCCCUGCUAGAUACAGUAUUCCUUCGCAAAAGGCUCAUCUGUACGCGUCUUUCUUCUCCACCCUUAUACAGCUCUACUUGUCCUGCGGUAGGUUCUCCAAAGCCACUGAGACAUUCGUUACCAUGAGAGACUACAAUAUUGUUCCGAAUUUACUCAUUUGGAACCGACUUAUGUUCAAUUUCAAUGCUUUUGGCUUGGUCUCUCAGGUACAGGUUCUUUAUGCUGAGAUGCUGUUGUGUGGGAUACUGCCAAACGUUUUCACUCACAAUGUAUUGGUUCAUUCUUUUUGUAAAAUGGGUGAUUUGAGUUUAGCAUUAGAUUUUCUUAGAAAAGUUGAUAUUGAUAUUGAUAUCGACACUGUUACAUAUAAUACAGUUAUUUGGGGGUUUUGUGAACUAGGAUUGGCUUAUGAGGCUUUUGGAUUGUCGUCAAUUAUGGCAAAGAAGGGUAUAGGCAUUGAUUCUUUCACUUGUAAUACAUUGGUGAUGGGGUUUUGUAAAAUUGGGCUGGUUAAAUAUGCGGAAUGGCUUAGGAAUAAUUUGGUUGAUGGAGGGAUUUGUAGUGAUGUUAUAGGUUUUAACAUUUUGAUAGAUGGGUUUUGCAAAGCAGGGGAUUUGAGUUAUGCUGUUGCAUUGAUGGAAGAUAUGAAGAGGGAGGGUCUGGUGCCUAAUAUAGUUACUUAUAAUACUUUGAUUGGUGGAUUUUGCAAGAAGGGUGAUUUUAUCAAGGCUAAGGAUCUGAUUAAUGAGAUUAUGGGUUCUCAGAAGAAAACGAGAUGUAGUGAUACUGAUAUGCAGAGAAGGAAUACUGUGAAUGGUAGCGUAGAUUUAGAGCCAAAUCUUAUCACGCACACAACCCUUAUUAGUGCAUACUGUAAGCUGGAAGGGCUUGAGGAAGCACUUUCUUUAUACGAGGAGAUGGUUGCAAAUGGGUUCAUGCCCGAUGUUGUCACAUAUAGUGCCAUCAUUAAUGGCCUUUGCAAGCAUCAAAGGUUAACAGAAGCAGAAGUGCUCUUUAAGGAGAUGGAGAAUGUGGAUGUGAAUCCCAAUCAUGUCACCUAUGGUACUCUUGUGGAUUCAUUAUUCAAGUCAAGACGACCCAUGGAAGCUCUUGCUCUUCAAAGUCAAAUGAUAGUUCGUGGAAUUUCAUUUGAUGUGGCAUUGUACACUGUUCUGAUGGAUGGGUUGUUUAGGACUGGAAUGCCCAGAGAAGCAGAGGACACAUUCAGGAUGCUUCCAAAGCUGAAUAUGGAGCCGAAUUCUAUCACUUACUCUGUGUUAAUUGAUGGACUUUGCAAGUCUGGGGACAUGAAAGGUUCUGAAUCUGCUUUGCAAGAAAUGGAGAAGAAAUUUUCUGGUAAUAUGAUAUCCUAUUCUUGUAUUAUAGAUGGUUUUACGAAGAAAGGAAUGCUUGAUGAAGCUGUUUUUGUGUUGAGGAAGAUGGUGCGCCAAAAUAUCAAGCCAAAUGUUUUUGUUUAUGCUACAUUAAUUGAUGCCCAUUUCAAGGCAGGUAAAGAACAAGUUGCUCUGAAUCUUUAUGACGAAAUGAAAUUGAUUGGAUUAGAGGAAAACAGUGUUGUAGUUGAUGUGUUUAUUAAUCACUUAAAAAGAUGUGGAAGGAUGGAGGAAGCUGAGAAAUUAGUUAAUGAUAAGAUAUCUGGAGGCUUCUUGCCUGAUCGAGUUAAUUACACAUCUCUGAUGGAUGGCCUCUUCAAAUUUGGGAAAGAGUCAGCUGCUCUUAACUUGGCCCAAGAAAUGAUGGAGAAAAAUAUACCUCUUGAUGUUGUGGCAUACAAUGUCUUAAUUAAUGGUCUUUCAAGGCUUGGCAAAUAUGACGUCAAAGCUGUUUAUAGUGAAAUGAGAGAAUUGGGCUUGGUUCCAGACUGUGCAACGUAUAACACCAUGAUUAGAGUGUACUGCAGACAGGGUAACUUCGAGAAUGCUUGUCAAAUCUGGAAGGAGAUGAGAAGUCAUGGGGUGAUGCCAAAUUCAAUCACGUGUGACAUUCUGGUGGCUGGCCUUUCUCAAGCAGGCGAGAUUGAAAAGGCAAUGGAUAUUCUGAAUGAAAUGUUGGGGGUCGGGUUUAAUCCUACCUCUACCAUGCAUAGACUUCUACUUGAUGCAUCUUCAAAAGGUGGACGAGGUGAUGAGAUUUUGCAAAUGCAUGAAUGGCUUGUGGGCAUGGGACUCGAGGUCAGUUUGACAGAAUAUAACCAUCUCAUCACAAUCUUAUGCAAGCUGGGUAUGACAAAAAAAGCCGUUUCAGUAUUAGAAGACAUGGAAAGAAAGGGAAUUUUACCUGAUACUAAUACUUACAAUGCCUUUAUACUUGGAUACUGUAAAGGCACCCACAUAAAGAAGGCUUUUGAAACAUACUCUCAGAUGUUAAGCAAAGGAGUUGAGCCCAAUAUUGCAACUUACAACCUUCUCCUUGGUGGUCUCUCUUCAGCUGGUUUGAUGAAAGAUGCGGGCGGGUUAUUAGAUGAAAUGAAGGAAAGGGGCUUGUAUCCUGAUGCUUCCAUUUAUGCUACUUUGAUUUCCAGCCAUGGUAAGAUUGGAAAUAAAAAGGAAUCUAUAAAACUUUACUGUGAAAUGAUUACCAAAGGCUUUGUUCCCAAAACAGGCACAUACAAUGUCCUUAUCAGUGAGUUUGCCAACUCGGGAAUGAUGAACCAAGCCGUGGAGCUUCUUAAUGAAAUGCAAGCAAGAGGGAGACAACCUAAUUCUUCAACUUACGAUAUCCUAAUUGGUGGCUGGUGUGAUUUAUCUAAGCAAGCAGAGCUUGAUAGGACACUAAAAAAGUCAUAUCAGGCUGAGGCAAAAAGAUUAUUUGUAGAGAUGAAUGACAAAGGCUUUGUUCCAUGUCAGAGUACUCUUUCUACUAUAACUUAUACCUUUGCUAGACCAGGAAAGAUAUUUGAUGCGCAGAUGCUGUUGAACAAACUGUACACGAGAAAGAAGACUUAGAACUGAAAUUAAAAUAGAGAAACACUCUAUUCUGAAAUUGCCAGCCUUCAUAGUCCUUAAAAUGUACAUGCAUGGUGUCAAUCCAGUGCUACAUCUGGGUUUGUGUCCUUGAUUGCUUCACUUAUGGGGCACACUACUACUGCAUUGGUAUUGGUUUGAGGAAUUGAAUGGUGUAUAUUGGCAUGGGUAGGCCGGAUUUAAUUCCUUGUUGGCCAACAUACUCCCAUACAUGAGGACACAAGGGAAAACAGUGUAGAAAGCUGGUCUGAGGACACCAAUGAGAGAAAGGAAGGUUGUAAGGGAUAAGUACCCAAGGUAGGUGCAAGUACAUAUCGAGCUGAUAUUGGUGUACUUUGAUUUCUACUUGGAAAUGGGGAUUCGAAAUCGAAUAUGGAGGAGCCGGGAGCGCUUCCAAGCUUGAACUCUGAUGACAAGAUUCAACUUCAAGUGAGGUAAAUUUUAAAAUACCAAAAUUUCCUCUGUUACUAUGCUACAGGGAUUAUUAUGCAAAAGUAGUCUGUAGUCCACCCAAGCCACGUCCGGACUAGAGUAGAGAGAGCAGUUCAAAACCUGAUCAAGCUGAAGAAUUUGUGCAUGGUGCAGAGUUAGUAAGGAGGUGCCGGAGUUUUAGACUUUUUAGUAGUCGAUCCUUGUAGUUGCUACAUGUUUUUGUUAAUCUAGUUAUUUCCUUUGAUAUUCAUCUUUCUAAAGGGGGAGUUCAUGUUGAUAAAAACAUAUUAUAUUUGUUAAUGAAGCUUUUGAUUGAACUCA
Messenger RNA from Tripterygium wilfordii, 4072 nucleotides. RefSeq names its product pentatricopeptide repeat-containing protein At5g14770, mitochondrial. The record is from RefSeq and is a predicted model, not a curated record. Lineage: Eukaryota; Viridiplantae; Streptophyta; Magnoliopsida; Celastrales; Celastraceae. The coding region runs from base 170 to 3301 and encodes 1043 amino acids. The transcript has 2 exons. Gene Ontology annotation, molecular function: protein binding.